Adineta steineri is the source of this 1356-nucleotide messenger RNA. The record is from the annotation of a GenBank genome assembly. Lineage: Eukaryota; Metazoa; Rotifera; Eurotatoria; Adinetida; Adinetidae.
AUGGAUGUCAAUUGUUGUCCACGUAAUGAUUUUUCAUUUCCAAUGAAAAAUAGUACAAAAGAAUUUGUUUCAACAUGGCCAACAGCAACAACCAGCAAUGGAGUUACUUCAACAAUAUCGAAUGAAAAUAUCUUCGAUCAAGAACAAAAACCUUUUCAAGAUUACAUUCUACGUAAUACAUCGAAUAUAAUGUCACUUGAACAAUCAUGUGUAUUACCAUUUCAACAACUUGUUUUAAAUGAUCUUAAUCCUCGAAAUUCUUCUUCAGCUAUGCGUCCAUUUUCAUACAAUAAUGAAGCUUUACCAUUCAGUUCAAAUCAUCAAUCUAAUAUAAAUGAUGAAAAUGCAUGUCCACCAUGGUUACUUUCGUUAACAUCAUCGUCAUCAUCUCAACAACAACAGCAACAUCAUCAACACCAACAACAACAACAAUCGAUUUUACCAAUACGAGAUGAUACAACAGAAAAUAUCCGUCAUUGGAUUGGAGAUUUUUCUACUGAACAAUCAACUGAUAUGAAUGGUAUACAACAAAUUCCAUUACUUUCACAAAAAGUAUUUAUUGGUGGUGUACCACGUUUUGCAACUGAAACUGAUAUUCAUGCUAAUUUUGAUCGUUUUGGCGUAUUUGAAAUUCAAUGGCCAAAAUUACAUGGUGCACAUAAAGAACAACAUCGUGAAAAUGGAUUCUUUCAUAUUGUCUUUCAUAAUGCAAAAUCUGUAUGUUCAUUAUUAGAUAAUUGUUCAAGACAAACAAAUAAUAAUGCAUGUGCUGAUUAUUUUAUUCAUUUUGAAACCGCAACUGGUUCAAGAAAAACUGUUGAAGUUAUUCCAUGGAAUAUUGGAGAUAAUAAUUAUGCAUUACGGCCACCACAACAACUUGAUUCAAAAAAAACCAUAUUUGUUGGAAAUCUUCAUGGUACAAUGACAGCUAGAUAUUUAUGGCGAUUAAUGGAAGAUUUAUUUGGUGGAGCUGUUUAUGCCGGAGUUGAUAUUGAUAAAUAUAAAUAUCCAAUUGGCAGUGGUCGAGUUACAUUUGAUAAUAGUUCUAGUUUUCUUCAUGCUGUUUCAACAGCUUUCGUUGAUGUACGAACACCUCGUUUUUUAAAACGUCUUCAAAUCGAACCACAUUUACAAUAUCGAUUCUGUUCUUUAUGUAAAAUAUCAGCUGGUGAUUUAUUUUGUCGAAAUUUUGCUUGUUUCGAUUAUUUUUGUCAACGAUGUUGGCAAAAAAUUCAUAUUGGUAAUAUGUCUUCGCAUAAGGCAGUGACACGUCAUUCAAAAUCAUCACAGCCAAUCUUUCAUCCACCUAUGCAAGCACAAACAGUUGGAACUGUUCGAAAUGCAAAUGGAUUUUAA